ACUUGGGGAGGUUGCGUAGCCUGCAGGAAGAGGAUGGUCGCCGUGAUGGGGACCGGCCGCAAAUGCCAGGUCUGGUAGCGGUCCUCUAAUUGCACCGUAUUGUCUGAGUUUGAACGAAUUUUUCUCAGCACGUGUGGCGAUUUCACACCUCCGCCCUUUUUUUAUAACGCUUGGAAGCUUUUAUACAUCGCGAACCCACGUCUUCCCGUUCACAAGUGCUCCGUCGGGAAGUGCGAAAUCCCCGUGGACGUAAGCGGAUGGACUCGGACGACCGCGGCUGCUUGUCCGUAGCACACGCCGGUGGCAGUCGCUCCGCUGUCAACGCAAAAUGCACCAGAACCCGGAGGAGCAGCCGGGAAACCCGAUGAGUGCGCAGCACGGUGACUCCCACCGCCCGGGGAGAAGCUCCGGCGGCCUCGCCGACCCCAAAGCGGAGUUCAGGAGGAACGCGGUGACGGACGACUACAAGAUCACAGCCCAAGUUCUGGGCCUGGGGAUCAAUGGCAAAGUGCUGGAAUGCUACUGCAAGAAGACAGGGGAGAAAUGUGCCCUCAAGAUCCUCUACGACACUCCCAAAGCCAGACGGGAGGUCGAGCUGCACUGGAGGGUGUCCGGCGGUCCCCACAUCGUCCGGAUCCUCAGCCUGUAUGAGAACAUGCACCAGGGCAAGAAGUGCCUGCUCGUCAUAAUGGAGUGCAUGGAGGGAGGGGAGCUGUUCAGCCGCAUUCAGGCCAGAGGGGACCAGGCCUUCACGGAGAGAGAGGCGUCGGAGAUCAUGCGGGACAUCGGCUCGGCCAUCGAGUACCUGCACCUCAUGGACAUCGCUCACCGAGACGUGAAGCCCGAGAACCUGCUCUACACCACCAGGGAGAGCAACGCCGCGCUCAAGCUGACGGACUUCGGCUUCGCCAAGGAGACGACGCUGCUCAACUCGCUGCAGACGCCCUGCUACACGCCGUACUAUGUGGCACCAGAAGUGCUCGGGCCGGAGAAGUACGACCGGUCGUGUGACAUGUGGUCUCUGGGCGUGAUCAUGUACAUCCUCCUCUGCGGGUUCCCCCCGUUCUACUCCAACACAGGCCAGGCCAUCUCUCCUGGGAUGAAGCAGCGGAUUCGGCUGGGCCAGUACGAGUUCCCCAACCCGGAGUGGGCUGACGUGUCAGAGGAAGCCAAGCAGCUCAUCAUUCAGUUACUGAAGACAGACCCCAGUGAGAGGAUGACCAUCGGGCAGUUUAUCAACCACCCCUGGAUUAGUCAGUCGAUGGCGGUCCCACCCACGCCCCUCCACACGUCCCGCGUGCUGACAGAGGACAAGGAGCUGUGGGACGACGUGAAGGAGGAGAUGACGAGCGCGCUGGCCACCAUGCGCGUGGACUACGACCAGGUGAAGAUCAAGGACCUGGACACGUCCAACAACCCGCUGCUCAACAAGAGACGCAAGCGGCCGAUGCCCGUGGCCGCUGACAGCAAAGACGAAGCUGAUGGAGUUGAGUGCGACGCGUGUGACAAUGAGGUUGCGUUUGCUGACGAUCGUGGCAAAAUGAUCAUCAGACAAAAGUAGUAAAGUCACAGUGAGCAACAUUUUAGCAUCGUCCGCUGUAGUUUAGUGUUUGGUCUUUUUUUAUAUGUUAAUGCACUUAAUAUGAAAAAGUCAUUUACUUUGACUCUUAGCAAUCUAAUACUAUAAAAGCAUUCCUUUGUUUAGCUGAUUUUUCACUUUUGUACAUAAAAAUAUUUUUAUCAUGUUUGUCCAAGUUUACCUGGUGUCUUAAUAUUGUGAAUAUUGAGUCAUAGUCAGAAAACUGUGAGAAACAGAUUGCAGUAAUGAAAUAAUAUGUAUGGCGUCAGAAUGUAUGUGGGAGAUGUUUAUUAGUCAGUUGUACUAACAGGUCAUGUAGGUUAUUGUAUAUUGUAACAAGGACAAUCAAAGGACAUUAAAGGCUUCGCACCCAG
This is a messenger RNA of Betta splendens (Siamese fighting fish), 1953 nucleotides long. Its product is annotated as MAP kinase-activated protein kinase 2-like. NCBI's taxonomy places the organism in Eukaryota, Metazoa, Chordata, Actinopteri, Anabantiformes, Osphronemidae. Gene Ontology annotation, cellular component: nucleus; cytoplasm. The coding region runs from base 329 to 1561 and encodes 410 amino acids. The record is from RefSeq and is a predicted model, not a curated record. The transcript is spliced from 10 exons. Gene Ontology annotation, biological process: toll-like receptor signaling pathway; protein autophosphorylation; response to cytokine. Gene Ontology annotation, molecular function: calcium-dependent protein serine/threonine kinase activity; ATP binding; calcium/calmodulin-dependent protein kinase activity.